UCCCAUCCGCGCGGGUCGCAAGCGCGUCGGCAGAACGCAACUCACUACAAGUCUUUCGAAUUUUGUAAAAAAAAAAUUUCGAUUCCUUUUUUAAAUAACCCGCCAUUCAGUUUUAUGAGUUUUGUUUUUACAUAGACCGAGUUACGGCCAGUACCUACAAACUUUCACAAAGUUUGUUUAAAAGUUUUACUUAUUUUUUAUUUUGUGUUUUUGAAUUAUUUUAUGGACACAUUGUUGUUAUUCUUUGUUUCUGUGUUUAUGGUUUAACAGUGUUUAUGUUGCAAAUUAUUUGAAAUGUUAUGAGAGCUUUUGUUUUUUGGAGUUUUGCGGUGGUUUUGUGGGGUGUGGAAUUUUUUUGAAGUGUUCGGGGAGGAAUUUUGUACGUGGCUUUAUAUAAACAAUAAAGCACCAUGAAUUUUUGGAAAGUUCUGUGUGCAAUAUUGUUGCUGCUGCAAGCUGUAUCGGCCAACUGGUGGAACUUGGCUGCUCCAAUCCGACCUGCUUCGAACAAUAGCACAUCAUUGGAGACAUUCACAACACUGCAUAAGGAGAGCUGUCAUAGAUUAGAGUACUUGGUCGAAAGACAGAAGCAGUUAUGCAUGCUGUCUGAUAAAAUGGUUCAGGUGUUACAAACGGGAGCGAUGCAAGCGGUGGAGGAAUGUCAGCACCAAUUUAGGAACAGUCGGUGGAACUGCAGUACUGUUGAAAAUUCCACUGAUAUAUUUGGCGGAGUACUGAAAUUUAAAUCUCGUGAAGCAGCGUUCGUCCACGCGCUGUCGUCAGCUGCGUUGGCCCACUCAGUGGCCAGAGCGUGUAGUCGGGGCGAACUCAAUGAGUGUUCGUGUGAUGCGAGAGUGAGGAAGCGGACUCCACGGCAUUGGCAAUGGGGAGGGUGUUCUGAGGAUAUAAGAUAUGGAGAAAUGUUCAGUCGCGAUUUUGUUGAUGCCAAAGAAGAUAAGGAAACUGAUGAAGGGCUGAUGAAUUUACAUAAUAAUGAAGCGGGACGUCGGGCGGUCCGUGGCCGCAUGCAGCGUGUAUGCAAGUGCCACGGCAUGUCGGGCUCGUGCUCCGUGCGCGUGUGCUGGCGUCGCCUGCCGCAGUUACGGCUUGUUGGUGACGCGCUCACUACGCGGUAUGAAGGCGCGUCGCAUGUAAAGGUGGUAGAGCGGAAAAGGGGCAAAAAUAUAAGAAAGCUGCGACCGAUACACUCUGAUAUGAAGAAGCCUAAUAAAACUGAUCUUGUUUAUCUCGAAGAUUCGCCUGAUUACUGCGAACCUAAUGACGAGCUGGGUAUCCUGGGCACGCGCGGGCGCACGUGCAACCGCACGUCGGCGGCGCUGGACGGGUGCCGGCUGCUGUGCUGCGGGCGCGGCUACCAGACGCGCGUGCGCGACCACGAGGAGAAGUGCCGCUGCCGCUUCGUGUGGUGCUGCCGCGUGCACUGCGAGCUCUGCAGGUCCAAGCGGGACCAUCAUGUGUGCAACUAGCUUCGAGAUGUUACAGUAAACAGUUGUCACAGUAAACAGGUAUGAACA
Molecule: messenger RNA, 1535 nt
Organism: Colias croceus (clouded yellow)
Lineage: Eukaryota; Metazoa; Arthropoda; Insecta; Lepidoptera; Pieridae
Product: protein Wnt-4-like
Exons: 8
Coding region: 411-1487 (358 amino acids)
Biological process (GO): canonical Wnt signaling pathway; neuron differentiation; multicellular organism development
Cellular component (GO): extracellular region
Molecular function (GO): cytokine activity; frizzled binding
Source: RefSeq, a predicted model, not a curated record